Saccostrea cuccullata (small rock oyster) is the source of this 1213-nucleotide messenger RNA. RefSeq names its product mothers against decapentaplegic homolog 4-like. The transcript has 7 exons. Bases 55 to 1053 code for a protein of 332 amino acids. The record is from RefSeq and is a predicted model, not a curated record. Gene Ontology annotation, biological process: BMP signaling pathway; regulation of transcription by RNA polymerase II; anatomical structure morphogenesis. Gene Ontology annotation, molecular function: RNA polymerase II cis-regulatory region sequence-specific DNA binding; DNA-binding transcription factor activity, RNA polymerase II-specific; I-SMAD binding. Gene Ontology annotation, cellular component: heteromeric SMAD protein complex. NCBI's taxonomy places the organism in Eukaryota, Metazoa, Mollusca, Bivalvia, Ostreida, Ostreidae.
GAAAUGCUUCAUUGAUAUAAAUACUUUAAAUCAUCACAGAAAUGUGUCGUUGAUAUGAUCAUUUUUGUAUUGUCAGCAGCAGCCACUGCCAUGUCUCACGGUCUGCCCUCGCCGAUGGGGGAGGGAUUCGGGGCUCAGGUGUCCUCUCACGUCUCACAAUCACCGACAUUAUCCAACAUCAGCGCAUUUCCCCCACGCAGUUCUAUGGCCGCUACAGCGACAUGGGUGGGAAAUAACACAGCAACAUAUACCUCUUCACAGGAUCCUCAAUUCUGGAACAACAAUCACAUGCAGUCAUCUGAUGUGCAGUCCUUACCUCCCCUUACCAACCAAAACCCCCCUGAGUUUUGGUGUACCAUUACGUACUUUGAGCUGGACCAGCAGGUUGGCGAGACGUUUAAGGUGCCGUACAGUUACGCUCGAGUGACCGUGGACGGUUAUACCGACCCGUCCAGUCUAGACCGGUUCUGUCUGGGUCAGCUGUCUAAUGUCCACCGCACGGAAACCAGCGACAAAGCCAGGUUACACAUUGGUAAAGGCGUGCAGCUGGACUACAAUGGGGAGGGGGAUGUGUGGAUUAGAUGUGUUAGUGAUCACAGCGUGUUUGUCCAGUCCUACUACCUCGACAGAGAGGCAGGGAGACAGCCGGGGGAUGCAGUCCACAAAAUCUACCCCAGCGCCUAUAUAAAGGUGUUUGACAUACGUCAGUGUCAUCGACAGAUGCAGGAGCAGGCUGCCACGGCUCAGGCGGCAGCAGCAGCUCAGGCCGCCGCGGUGGCAGGAAACGUCCCGGGACCCGCAUCUGUAGGCGGCAUCGCUCCAGCUGUCGGCCUGAGUGCCGCAGCAGGGAUCGGGGUGGACGAUCUGAGAAGACUGUGUAUAUUACGUCUGAGCUUUGUGAAGGGCUGGGGACCGGACUACCCCCGACACAGUAUAAAGGAGACUCCAUGCUGGAUCGAGGUACAGCUGCACCGACCGCUACAGCUUCUAGACGAGGUCCUACAGACCAUGCCCAUAAACGAACCCCGACCCCGCGGAUUCUUCCUCGGUUGAUUGACCUUUUGACCCAGGGAGUCAUGACAGCAUUUCUGUAUGUUAGUGUAUCCUCGGUGUUUUUAAAAUCAACUUACCACCUGCGGUGUUGUUUGUUAACAUCCAACUGUUCUUACUCUGUUGUUCCAUGGGGAUGUUUUUAUAUAUAUAGUGAUGUUAC